This is a messenger RNA of Humulus lupulus (European hop), 2098 nucleotides long. Its product is annotated as UPF0051 protein ABCI8, chloroplastic. The record is from RefSeq and is a predicted model, not a curated record. Gene Ontology annotation, biological process: iron-sulfur cluster assembly. The transcript has 2 exons. Lineage: Eukaryota; Viridiplantae; Streptophyta; Magnoliopsida; Rosales; Cannabaceae. The coding region runs from base 111 to 1793 and encodes 560 amino acids.
UUUCCUAAGUACACCAAAAUUAAAAAGAAAAAAGGGGUUUGUAUAGUACGAACAAAAGAGUUUCUUCUACAUUUACCACUAUUGUCUCUCUCUCUGAACCAACCACAUCCAUGGCUUCUCUUUUGGCUAACGGUAUAUCGAGCUUCUCCCCCCAACCUACUUCGGAAUCCCCUAAAUUUCCAAAAGGGUUUCAUCCAAAACUCGAUAAUUUGAAGCUUCUGAAUCAGAAAGCUUCUUCUUCUCCAAGAAGGGCCUUUAGGGUUCGCGCCGAUGUUGGGUACGAUCAGAAAACCAUCAAUCCUGAUUCAACUUCCUCUGCUGGUAAGCUUUCAACUUCCUCUACUAGCUCCGACGAUAAAAUCCAAGAAAUUCUUCGUAACCGUGAAUACGAUAAGAAAUUUGGAUUUAGUGUAGAUAUAGAUUCAUUUUCAAUUCCCAAAGGGUUAUCGAAGGAAACAAUUCGAUUAAUAUCUACUCUGAAAGAUGAACCUGAUUGGAUGCUUCAGUUUAGAUUGAAUGCUUAUGAUAGGUUUUUGAAGAUGAAAGAACCCAAAUGGUCGGAUAACAAAUAUCCACCCAUUGAUUUUCAAGACCUUUGCUAUUAUUCGGCUCCUACGAAGAAACCCACUUUAAAUAGCCUAGAUGAGGCUGACCCUGAACUUAUUAAGUACUUUGACAGAUUAGGAGUGCCUCUGAAUGAGCAAAAUCGAUUGGCCAAUGUUGCGGUCGAUGCUGUUCUUGACAGUGUCUCGAUUGCCACAACUCAUAGAAAGACUUUGGAGGCUGCGGGUGUUAUCUUUUGUUCCAUUUCGGAGGCAAUCAAAGAGUACCCUGAUUUAAUUAGGAAGUAUCUAGGAAAAGUAGUGCCUGUUGAGGAUAACUAUUAUGCAGCUCUGAAUGCAGCAGUUUUCAGUGAUGGGUCGUUUUGUUAUAUACCGAAGGAUACAAAGUGUCCGAUGCAAAUUUCCACUUAUUUUCGGAUAAAUGCUUUGGAAACGGGGCAGUUUGAGAGAACAUUGAUUGUUGCUGAGGAUAGGAGUUUUGUGGAGUAUUUGGAGGGCUGUACGGCUCCCUCUUAUGAUCGGAACCAACUUCAUGCUGCUGUGGUAGAGUUAUAUUGUGCUGAAGGGGCAGAGAUUAAGUACUCCACUGUGCAGAAUUGGUAUGCUGGGGAUGAGGAAGGAAGGGGAGGAAUUUAUAACUUUGUUACAAAGCGAGGCCUUUGUGCUGGGGCUCGAUCCAAGAUAUCUUGGACACAAGUGGAGACAGGGUCUGCUAUUACUUGGAAGUACCCGAGUGUUGUAUUAGAGGGAGAUGAUACCGUUGGUGAAUUCUAUUCAGUUGCUUUGACUAACAAUUAUCAGCAGGCAGACACAGGAACGAAGAUGAUUCACAAGGGGAAGAACACGAGAAGUAGGAUUAUUUCUAAGGGUAUAUCAGCUGGCAAGUCAAGAAAUUGUUACAGGGGCCUUGUUAAGGUGCUUUCAGGAGCAGAGAAUGCUCGAAACUCUUCGCAAUGUGAUUCAAUGCUUAUUGGUGAUACUGCUGCAGCCAACACGUACCCCUACAUUGAGGUAAAAAAUCCCACAGCUCGCAUUGAACAUGAAGCCAGUACCUCUAAAAUUGGUGAAGACCAGCUAUUUUACUUUCAACAGAGGGGAAUUGACUAUGAAAAAGCCAUGGCUGCCAUGAUUUCUGGAUUUUGCCGUGAUGUCUUUAAUGAACUUCCUGACGAGUUUGGUGCUGAGGUGAACCAACUGAUGAGCCUGAAGCUUGAAGGAUCAGUGGGUUAGAGUUACAAACGUGUAUCCACUAUCCAAGUGAGCUUAUGUUGUGAAAUCAAUCUCGCCCAUUUGAACUUCCAAUUAGUUUGACAAGCUCUACUUUGCGUCUAGUACUUGAAAAAAAUCGUCACAAUGGGGAUGUAAAGUAUGUACAUAGUUUUGUAGAUGCACCAUUUGAUGGUGUCUAUCCUUUUGUUACCAAAAUAACAAUAUAUUGUAUUGUAAACUUUACGAUACAGAAAAAAAUGCCCUUGUUGUUAGUUAGCAAUAAGAAUAUUAUAAUUCUCAAUAGAAGCUUUCAAAUUUUGUUGCUA